AUGACUGUAAUAAAUUCAUAUAUUUUACCACAUGAAGCCUUCAACCGCGAUACGAAAAACGUAGCACAGUUUGUGGAAGACCAAGAAUUCGUUAAUAGAACACGAAGAACAGCUGCCACAACGGAAAAAGAUCGUCUUUGGAAUAAGGGUAUCAUUCCCUAUGAAUUCGACAAUAUUUUUACUGAACCACAACAUAGAUUAAUAAGAGAAGCAAUGCAAUAUUUAGAUGAGUUUAUGAAACUAUCACAUGGUGAAAUAGAAACAUUUAAUCAAACUUAUGAUCAUCGAUCAGUAAUGCACUACCCGGAAAAUUCAUUUUCAUCCGACCGGGGGCUAAAAACGAUUAUCCCGAGGCAAGAAAAUAAACACGAAGUCCCAGCUAUUGGAAACAAAAAUGAACUCAGUCCGGGUGAUAUAGUAACAACAAACAUUUUAUACCAGUGCCCAAAAUGUGGAGGAACAUUAUUGGAGUCUAGUGGUUCUUUUAGGUCGCCAAUAAACCCAAAUCGCUCGUUGGUGGGUGUCGAACGUUGUGAGUGGAGUAUAAGGGCUGCCGAAGGUGAAAGAAUCGAGCUUUCUAUUAUGUCAUUAAGUAUUUACGAGAGUCCUGAUUGUGCAGUUGAUUAUUUAGAAAUCAGAAAUGGCUAUCGCACUACUAGUACAGUGUUGGCUCGUUAUUGUGGAGAUGUUUAUUCAGAUAAUUUGAUUGCCAGUAAUUAUUUACUAGUGACAUAUGUGAAAACAAGUGAGAAAAGUACUUACAGUGGGUUCCGAGCUGAUUACAAGACUAUUUGCGGAGGUAACAUUGACAUCGAGAGAAAUACACCUUUCAAUAUAGAAUCGACAAAUUAUCCUGAUGAGUAUCCGCCAAACAGGCGGUGCAUUUGGUACUUUACCGCACCAGACAAUCAUCGUAUAGUAAUGAAGAUCAAUUACUUUGCUCUUGAAAUGAGUGACGGUUGUAUAAAUGAUUUUCUCGAAAUAAGAGACGGCAAUGAUGAACAUGCAUUUCUUACUGGACUCUACUGUGGUACCAAAGACUCUUGGCAAGAUUUUUCAACGGAAAAUAAAUUGUCUGUUGUAUUUGUUAGUGAUAAAAUAAAUCAGGAUAACGGAUUUUCAGCCACGUUAACAGCACUGCCUAUAAAUAUUCAAUUGUUUAUGUUAAUAAUAACUGUGAUUAAUUCGUAUUUUUUACCACAUGAAGCCUUAAACCGUGAUACGAAAAAUGCAACACGGCUUGUGGAAGACCAAGAAUGGUUUGAUAGAACACGAAGAACAGCUGCCACAACAGAUAAAGAUCGUCUUUGGGAUAAGGGUAUCAUUCCCUAUGAAUUCGACAAUGUUUUUUCUGAAUCACAACAGAGAUUAAUAAAAGAAGUAAUGCAAUGUGGAGGAACAUUAUUGGAGCCUAGUGGUUUUUUUAGGCCGCCAAUAAGCGCAAAUAAAUCGUUGGUCGGUGUUGAACGAUGUGAAUGGAGAAUAAAAGCCGCUGAAGGUGAAAGAAUCAAGCUUUAUAUUAUAUCAUUAAAUAUUUACGAAAGUCGUGAUUGUGCAGUUGAUUAUUUGGAAAUCAGAAAUGGCUACCACACUAGCAGUGCAGUGUUAGCUCGUUAUUGUGGAUAUGUUUAUCCGGUCAAUUUAAUUGCUAGUAAUUAUUUAUUAGUGACAUAUGUGAAAACAAGUGAGAAAAGUUUUUACAGUGGUUUCCAAGCUGAAUACAAGACCAUUUGCGGAGGUAACAUUGACAUUGAGAGAGAUGCACCUUUCAAUAUAGAAUCAACAAAUUAUCCUGAUCCGUAUCCGCCAAAUAGACGGUGCAUUUGGUACUUUACCGCACCAAGUAAUCAUCGUAUAGUAAUGCAGAUCAAUUACUUUGCUCUUGAAAUGAGUGACGGUUGUAAAAAUGAUUUUCUCGAAAUAAGAGACGGCAAUGAUGAACAUGCGGUUUUUAUUGGGCUCUACUGCGGUAUCCAAGACUCUUGGCAAGUUAAUUCAACGGAUAAUAAAUUGUCGGUUGUAUUUGUGAGUAAUGAAAUGAAUCAGGAUAACGGAUUUUCAAUCACGUUAACAGCUCUGCCUAUAAAUAGUUAAUUUAUUAAAUUAUAUUUAUGAGGCUGAUUAUGUAUAACAACUCAAAGCAUCCAAUGCACGGAUUCAAUCGAAUU
Microplitis mediator is the source of this 2168-nucleotide messenger RNA. Its product is annotated as protein tolkin-like. The transcript is spliced from 7 exons. Bases 1 to 2094 code for a protein of 697 amino acids. Gene Ontology annotation, molecular function: metalloendopeptidase activity. Gene Ontology annotation, biological process: proteolysis. NCBI's taxonomy places the organism in Eukaryota, Metazoa, Arthropoda, Insecta, Hymenoptera, Braconidae. The record is from RefSeq and is a predicted model, not a curated record.